GUGCAGGGUAGCGUUGUGAGCCUAGUUUACACUCGAGAUCGAGAUGCAGCGCUCGGGUUUGCGUUUGCUGGUGAUCCUCGGAUCCGUGCUAGCGAUCUGCUCCGGUACCUACGUACCAAUAUCGCAGGCAACAGUGGACGGAGUGUCGAUCAAGUAUGCGGACAAGGAGUUUCUCGUGAAGCAAAAGUUUUUCUUCGAAAUUCUGCGCCACCUCCAUCAACCGAUCGCUUUCGAAGAGUAUCUCCCGUACACCGACCGUUGGAUUACGGAUCCGAGCAAGUACGCGAACUACACCGAGGUGAGCGAGUUCAUGCGAUCGUACGAGCAGGGCCUGCUGAGAAAGGGACAGAUAUUCACCAUCUACAACUACUGGUACGCCAAACAAACGCUUCAGCUGUACCGGUUCCUCGACAAUGCGCUCGAUUGGGAUACGUACUACAAGAACGUCGUGUGGGCGCGUCAGAACCUCAACGAGGGCAUGUUUCUCAGCGCACUGACCCUGUCCGUGCUGCACCGUCCAGACCUGCAGGGCAUCAUUCUGCCGGCCAUCUACGAGAUCUACCCGCACCACUUCUUCGACGGGGACGUGUUUCACGAUGCGGCUAACCGGCGCGCCAUCGAUCCGAACUAUGGGUUCCACACGAACAAGCGGUACAACUUGGCCCAGUCAAACUACAGCUCCUCCUUCGCUACGCAGUUUUACGGCGAAGGUUCCCUGUCGUACUUUACCGAAGAUGUGGGCCUAAACUCCUACUACUACUACUUCAUGAUGGAUUAUGCACCAUUCCUGGGUGGUGAUAAGCUCGGCCUAAAGAACGAUCGCCGAGGUGAGCUGUAUCUGUACAUGCAUCAGCAGCUUCUCGCUCGCUACUAUCUCGAGCGUAGCUCCAACGGGUUGGGACCGAUACAGGAGCUUACCUGGGAAUCGCCGAUCGCAACCGGGUACUACUCGAUGCUACGCUACUGGAACGGUGUUCCGUUUCGUUCGCGCGAAGCCAACUUCCUGUGGCGGCCGUACGAUCCGAUUAAGCUGGGCGGAUUGAAGGCGCACGAGGAGCGCGUACGACAGGCGAUCGAUCUGGGGUACGUGGUGACGCGCGAUGGGCAGCGGAUUAGCUUGCGCACACCGGAAGCCAUCGAUGUUGUGGGAAAUCUCGUGAGCGGGUCGGUCGAUAGUGUGAACGGGGACUACUACAAGAUGAUCGAAACGACGGCCCGGAUGAUACUGGCUCAGGGAGACUAUUACGGGUCGGCCAGCGAAGUGUGGCCGGGUGUGCUGAUGCACUACGAAACAUCGAUGCGUGAUCCCGUGUUCUAUCAGUUCUACCAGCGGCUACUGGGUUUCUACUGGGACUUUAAGAGCUAUCUGGCGCCGUACACCGCCGAGGAGCUAACGUUUGCGGGUGUUGAAAUUAAGGGCGUUUCGGUGGAGAAGCUGGUCACGUACAUGGAACCGUUCGAUGUGGACAUUAGCAGUGGGCUCGGGUUCAACUAUGGCGCCGAGCAGUCGACCUGGAAUUUUAGCGUCUAUGCACGCAAACAACGCCUGAACCACAAACCGUUCAGCUACGUGCUGAACAUCAGCUCCCAAGUUGCCGGCAAGGCAGUGGUUCGCAUGUACAUGGGCCCCAAGAUGUACCAGCUUAGCCAGCUGCAGUACAUGAAGAAGUUUUUCGUCGAAAUGGAUCAGUACACGGUUGAGCUGACCGUGGGCGACAAUCAGAUAAGGCGCAACACGCGCCAGUUCUACUACGACAUUCGCGACAGGACGACGUACACCGAGCUGUACAAGCGUAUCAUGAAGGCGUACCGGGGUGAGGAGCGGUUCGUGCUCGACAUGUCCGAAGUACACUGUGGUUGGCCCGAUCGUCUGCUGCUGCCCAAGGGCCACCCGAACGGGCUGCCGCUAAGUUUCUUCUUCAUCGUGACGCCCUUCUAUCCGCCCAAGAUGGCACAGUUUUCCAGCUUUGACGCAACGUACACGUGCGGUACGGGUUCGGGCUCGAAGUACAUCGACGCACUGCCGUUCGGGUUUCCGUUCGAUCGGGAGAUUAACUUUAGCAACUUCGCUACGAAAAAUAUGAUCUUUAGCGAUGUGCUGGUGUACCAUGUGGAUGGGAAUCAAACGAACGAAUCGCACUAAGGUUAUGAAUGCCAGGAUAUGCCUUU
Molecule: messenger RNA, 2169 nt
Organism: Anopheles stephensi (Asian malaria mosquito)
Lineage: Eukaryota; Metazoa; Arthropoda; Insecta; Diptera; Culicidae
Product: hexamerin-1.1-like
Exons: 3
Coding region: 44-2143 (699 amino acids)
Source: RefSeq, a predicted model, not a curated record